Schistocerca gregaria is the source of this 4553-nucleotide messenger RNA. RefSeq lists its product as uncharacterized. Gene Ontology annotation, cellular component: endomembrane system. The transcript is spliced from 7 exons. Gene Ontology annotation, molecular function: ubiquitin protein ligase activity. Lineage: Eukaryota; Metazoa; Arthropoda; Insecta; Orthoptera; Acrididae. The record is from RefSeq and is a predicted model, not a curated record. The coding region runs from base 135 to 1349 and encodes 404 amino acids.
GGUGUCGACGUGGCGCAUCCGACGCCAACUCCGCGCACCGCCAGUCUCUGAAUGACCGUCGUUGCCUACGCUAGCAAAAACUGCUCGCAUUCUUACUGCUGGAAUUAAUAGAUCGAGUCUUUCACAGAUUACAGAUGGGCAUGAUAACCCGCGUCAGAAAGCGCCUGCAGACGCUGCACUUGUUGGCCAAGAUGGAUUCGCGUCUGCAGGAAGAGAAGACUGCACAGUCAGUGUGGCUGCUGUCGGCGGUGCUGCUGCUGCCGUACCUGGCCCGCGCCAGCCACGCGUCGCUGCUGUUCGGCGGCGUGGGGCUCGCCUACUCGUGCCUGGUGCUGCCCAUGGUCAUCUCGGCCAGCUACAAGUACCCCGUCAGGCCGCUGUUCUCCGCGCUCUAUGCAUUAUCGGGCCUUGCUGGAUGGUGGGCAGUGGCAGUGGAGCCUGUCACCAACUUCCUGUGGAAGGUGUACGCCCCACUUGAACGCGUGGAGCGGUGUAUCAUGAAGAUGGCCAACAUCCUCUCCAUGAUCAACCAGCUGACGUUCUUCACGCUGUGCGACCGUCUGCUGAUGCCGGGCCAGCGGCUGACGUGCCUGUACUCGCUCAUGUUCUACAACGUGGUGGCGUACUGCGCCUCCUACAUCAAGGAGCUCAUCGAGAAGGAGGACUGGUCGCCGUACGUGACGAUGGCCGAGCACUCCAACAUCAAGCACCUGGCCAUGUCCGCCACCAAGAUCGUGCUCGAGUGGACCAAGGCGGUGACGUUCGUCAUCACGGUGGUCUUCAUGCUGCUCGUGUUCGGACUGGAGCAGGGCCUGCAGCACUACCAGCCCACGGUCCUCUACACCGUCGUCACCUGGAUCUACUACAUGGCCACCGAGAAGGUGUUUGUAGACAUGUUCCCAACAUUGCUGUCAUUCCUGCGGUUGGAUGUCCUGGAGUCUCUGGAAGCCCUGUGGGCGCCAGUGCUACUGCGUGCGGGCACUGCAGGAAUUUCACUGCUGGCAGCACUCGCAGUUGCCAUGCUGCAAUAUGCACGUAAUGGAAGCCAUGGCUGGGUACGGUUGGUCGUAUUUGCGUUGUACUUCAACGUGCACCUGCGGCUUCGAGAGCUCUGGCUGGGUCCACUGCGGCAGCUGCGUGCUGAACAGGCAGUUCUGAUGCGUUUCAGGCCUGCUUUACCAGAAGAGCUGGCAGCACAUGAUGAUGUGUGUGCUGUCUGCCUCAGUCCUAUGCCACGCAGAGCACGUGUUACACCCUGCCAGCACAUGUUCCACGCAGAGUGCUUACGACUGUGCCUCAAGACCUCUGAUAAUUGUCCUAUCUGCAAACGAGAGUACACAUUCUGCUGAUACUGAUACUGCUGUUGCAAUGAGUGGAAUUUGAAACCAGUUGAAAGUGUGAUAUGUGAAUUAGAUUGGUCUGGAUGUUAUAAAGUGUUCAGUGACACAACUUCAGAGCAGAAGUAGUUAGUGGUAAUAAAACCAAUUAUUUAUAUUCAUAUAUAUUUUUUGAAAGGAGAUAUCAUUUGAUACAUGAAUGCUACCAGUGCUGAAAUUCCUAGUAAGGGCAGAUGGAGGAAGUGAAGUAAUUGUUUUUAUGUUUUUCUGUAUUCAGUUGUAUUAAGCUUUCAAGGUGCGUUCAAGUUAAUUAUCAGCUGAUGUGUUAAUGAUUACAUUUUGCACUGAAUAAGCAGGUGUCCUGAGUAUGUGGGUCACUGGCCUAAAGUGUACAAUGAACAAAUGUACAAAAUAUGUUGUGGAGUAUUGCACAUACUGCACAAAAAGUAUUAAUCAAUAGAGGAGCACAUUUUGAUGCGUAAAUUUCAGAAAAUUUCUAUAACGUAUCUAAGUUUGUGUAUUAAAUAUGAUUAUUAAUAUGGAAUUUGUUGUGAUACUGUUAUUUCUAGAUACAGAGCAUUGACACAGAAGAGGUAUUCUGCAGAAUUAAAACUGUGUAGCCUAUAUAUUCAUUUAGUAUAGCUAUUACUGGUCACUACAGGGUAGUUUAACACACAUGCAAUAGUUUAUUUCUGUUUAAUGUAACAUUAAGGAUGUAGUAUUGUAAUGGAUAUAGAUGCUGAAUUAAAUUAGAACUAGCCAUUGGGUUAUACUCUUCAUGUCCAUCAUUAAUGCAACUAUGUUUUGUGAUUGCAGUCAUAAUUCUACACAAGUACAAAAACUUGGUAUCAAUAUCUUUUGUGGGACCAGAUACUCCUAAUAUUAAUUCAAAAGAAAUUCAAUGACAUUUUCAUCACAUUUUGGAAAAAGUUUUCUUAAUUAAUGUAAGUAGUGAGUAAUUUUAAACACUAGCUGCUUCCAACUGUAGUGUUUCCCCCCCACAUAGGAAAUGUAUCUCAUGAAGAGCUCUGUGUGUGCAAUACACUAAUUUUAGAAUUGUUGACGUAAUAAUGAUGAAAGAACUACCAGUCUGAAUGCUAUAAUAGUAUCUUAAGAUGGCAUGUUGGCCCAUGGGUCUCAAAUUGUUUGUGGCAAUAGUCAAAAUCAUUCAUAUGUUACUGAAAUAUUAGAUUGUAACAUGCAGAGUAUAAAUGGUAAUUGUUUCAAACACACCACAGUGGUGUAGGUGAAGUGGAGACAAACAAAAUUAUAUAACACAUUUGUAGUCUAUCAAUCCAAGAAACAUCCUUAAAUUAACCUACAAAACCCACCCCUGCUAGCCGGAUGGAAGGGCCGAGCAGUUCUAGGCGCUACAGUCUGGAACCGCGCGACUGCUACGGUUGCAGGUUCGAAUCCUGCCUCGGGCAUGGAUGUGAGUGAUGUCCUUAGGUUAGUUAGGUUUAAGUAGUUCUAAGUUCUAGGGGACUAAUGACCUCAGAUGUUAAGUCCCAUAGUGCUCAGAGCCAUUUGAACCAUUUUUGAACCCCCUCUGCUAAAACAUGUGUACUCGUCAUGAUCUUUUGGCUCACAUGAUCUUCUGCCUAAUUGUCCAAGAAUAUGUUAUACCCCUUCUCCAUGUGCUUACAAAAUAUAUGAUUAACAUUACCAUGGGUUUAAUGAAAGAAAUAAAGCUAAUUACAUUUGCAAUUCAAUCAAAAUGUAACUCUUACUAGCACAGUAGUUUCAUAGUAAGAAGGCCGAACAAUCAAAAUAAUUUAAUUGUUAAUUAUAUGCUGUUAAAAUUCACAAUGUUAAGGGGUAAAAUUUACCCCUGUGUUAAUCUUACAUUGUAUAAGUGCAAGAACAUGGGGUUUUUAAUAUUCAAGAAUGACUUUUGCCAAAAUUUCAAGCAAUGCGCAUGCCCUGUAGCUUAGGUGGCUACUGGAACCUAUUUGAGGCUGUUUCCUGUCUUGAUGGAUCAAAAAUAUCCUGUAUCAAUUUGCUCAUUUCAACUUCACCUGCACCACUGUGGAGCAUUGUAAACAAUUAUCGCUUACCUACAUCAUGUAUAAAGCUAAGCACAGGCACAAAUGCCUUCUUGAAAUCUGCUUUAACAACUGGGAAGGGAAAUAUGAAGGGACAUUUUACUGUUAUAUUUAUCAAUCUGGAAAUUGUCGCUAAAAGCUUUCAUGCAAGUACAUUUACUUCAUUAACAAUACAAUCAGUACAAUAUAACAAGGAGGAACAGAAAUCUAAACUGCAUUAGUAAAAGCAAAUUUGAAAUGUGUAAUUCUCAGUGUGUUUGUAGAGAGAGCUUUAGAACACUGAAGGGUGAUACACAUGAGAAGUAUGAGUUGUGGUUUAGCUUCAAGUUUAAAUUUGCCUGCCAUCUUUAAACAAUGUGAUAACCAUUUUGUGUCCAUAUUUGCCAUAUAUAAACUACACUGUUUUUAUAUUCUGCUAAUGCUGUCCUUAUUUUGUAAAAUGUUAGCUACUAAUGCAAUGUUCAAAUUUCCUCACGUACUAAUCUGACAGCUACUGUGCCAGUGCAUUUUACCUACAAAAUAUUUUCACUGUUUUCAGAGAGUGCAUAAUGUGUUAUGGGAUGUACCAGAUUAGUUUAAGGGCUACCAGUAAUGGAAUAAGUAGGCUAUAAGAUUUUACAAUAAAAUAAAUAAUAAUAUAUUAACAGAUAGACUGUAGAAAAUCAUACUGAAUUAUCUCAUUUUCACAUGCAGAUUUCUAUAAAGGAUAAGCUAGUCUCAGUGGUAUGUAGAUCAUAUUGCCUUGAGCAGCAUACCAAAAUGAGCUUCAUGUCCACUCAGUUUAUGGUGCUUCCACAUAUAAGCCUAUUACAUGGCAUUCUAUUUUCAAAUUUCAAUAAGUAAGUUUCAAGGAGCUUGUUAUACAUAAUUAGUAAUUAAAAUGAAUCCUGUGUGCCUGUAUAUGCACUUGCAUAGAUAGCUUAAAGACUGUGAUAGAGUGAACUUUGUACUUACUAGCACUACAAACAAUAUCUAUACUCAGUAGAAAAUGUAGUAACAAAAACUGAAAUAUUCAACUUUAGCACAAAACACAUUAUUGCAAACUUCAUUUUGUUUAAAUGAUAAGCAAACCUGAGAUGGCAGAUCAUUCAUUUACUUUGUGUUACAAAACUUGUAUUAUUUUUUAUAUGCAUUAUUUUAUAACUAAUGUUUAAUAAAUACAUUAUUUUUA